Macrobrachium nipponense is the source of this 8015-nucleotide messenger RNA. It is a transcript of the gene larp, whose product is annotated as la-related protein 1B-like. The record is from RefSeq and is a predicted model, not a curated record. Bases 224 to 4807 code for a protein of 1527 amino acids. The transcript is spliced from 19 exons. Gene Ontology annotation, cellular component: cytoplasmic stress granule; cytosol. Gene Ontology annotation, biological process: mRNA stabilization; positive regulation of translation. NCBI's taxonomy places the organism in Eukaryota, Metazoa, Arthropoda, Malacostraca, Decapoda, Palaemonidae. Gene Ontology annotation, molecular function: RNA cap binding.
AAAGCUCCACCAUGCUUUCAUGAAUGUUGUUUUCUGUGCGCUUUUGGUGAUGACAGGUGAACUUCGUCAAUUAUUGCUUUCGAAAUUGGCCUAAUAGCCUUUAAGAUGACUUUAUGAUUCGAAGCAGUGCCUAGUGCGCAAGCGUAGUUAAGAGUAUUGUUGUAUCAAUAUAUAACAAGACGAAUAGAAGUGUAAAUAUUGUGAGGGUAUUUCUGGUGGGAAUAUGGCGACGUCUACAGAGUCCAGUGCCAAUAUUCCCGGUAGAAAAGAGUCCCCUGCCGCGUCUUCGUGGGCUGGCAUCGUUGGUGGAGGAAAGAACGAUAUCCCUGUGGAUAGUCCCAAGACUUGUGAUGAACAGAAAACGUUAACUUUGGAUACUGUGGAAACAGCUACCGCAACAUGCGACGGCAACCCCCCCGACCAUUCUAUGUCGAAUAAUGUGGGACCCCCCGAAGAUGAAUUAGAUCCGUCAGAGUUGGCACAGUUUACAGAAAUACGUAACAGUAAAAAAGAACGUUUCAAGAGACGUCAGUGGAGAGGCAGACGUGGGGGUGGAAGUCGCACAACCAGAGGCGGGGACAGGGAAGACUGGGAAGGCAAACCACCACCCUCGCAAGCAGAGGCCAGACCUGAAGGGGUAGGACCAGGACGAGGGCGUGGAAAAAGACCCGCACGAGAAACGACCCCAAAGCUCACGAAUGGACCCGCUGAGAAAGAAGACGAGAACCGGGAACCAGAACUUCUGGACGAGGCCACAUGUGAUGAGGACAAGGUCCAGUACAUCCCUGCCCCAGCACCAAGUGUCAAUAUUUGGGAGAAACGACAAGGUGUCAAACGCCCUGCUCAACAGAUUGGUGAGUCUGGUUGUGUGAGUCACAUUCUGGAGAAUGGUAUAAGUGUGCUGACUGGUAAUGAAGACAUAGACAAGGAAAGUAGAAUACCUAUCAUUACAAUUGGCCCAGAGGUCACUACAGCUACAGUGGUGGAAUCAUCAGUACCUGUAGAAGAGACAGAAAAAGCUCCUGCUGCACCACCCAAACCAGAACCCUCAUCUACUGUUGCCAAUACCACCACCACCACCACUACCACCACCACUAUAUCUUCUCCUUGCACCUCAGCAUUCUCAUCAUCAUCUUCCAAAACUACCACCACCAUCUCCACCUCCUCUUUGUCCUCUUCUUCCUCCUCUUCCUCCCCAAGGGAACCCAUGCCUGUCAACUCUUCCAACGAUAAUCAGGUAGCUGUGACUCAACCAACUCCAUUGGAAACCAAAAAAUUAGGAUCCAUCUUCAAUCAGAACAGCAGCAAGACCUCUCCUCCACCUUCAACAAAUAACAGCAAAAAUAAUGUUAAGGAUAACUCCUUGAACAAUGUAGGAGAUUGGCCAACAUUAGUUGAGGUUCAACAAGCUCAGGAAGCUAUUCACCUACAACAGAAUUCUAAAACAGAAUGGAGAAAGAGUGAAGAGAGAAAAGUGAUGAAAAAUGGUAAGAAUUCUGAUGUAGAUAAUGAAAAGUCCGAAGAUUCAGGUUCGCAUGAUGAUGAUUCUCUCAAGGAGAAUCGUGAGGCUUCGUCAUCACAGACUAAAAAUAACAAAAAGCAACAGCCUGCCUCUACAAGAGAGGCAAAGAAUAAGAAAAACAAAAUUAAGAAACAGAACUGGAAGCCUUUAGAUAUCCAACCACUUAAAAGGGAAAAAGGUUUCCGUCGCAAUGAUGGCAGAGCCUCAGACUCCUUGGACUGGAGAGCAGAUUCUCGUCCAGUAAGCAGUUUAUCAAGAGGAAGGGGAGGUGGUCGUGGUGGAGUCAUCCGUAGUGGUAGGGGCCGUGGAAGAGGAAUGAGAGGCAUUGGUAUAGGAGGAGGAGGGCAGGGUCCAAGAGGGACAUUUAGAAGUCCAUCAACUGAACCUUUUGAAAACUUUGUAGAAUAUUCAGAGGAUCAAAUUCCUCCCUAUCCACAGAUUCCAGAUUAUAUUCUUCAGGACCCAAGUUUGAUGCAGUAUUUUGUUCCAUCGAUUGGCUUCAUCUUCCCAGAAUAUACUGAAGAUAAAGUAACAGUCAAGGACAAAAUAAAGAAGCAAGUGGAAUAUUACUUCAGUGAUGAUAAUCUUGCUAAUGAUAUAUUCAUGAGAAGGAAGAUGUCAAAAGAGGGAUAUAUCCCAGUAUCACUUAUAGCCUCUUUCAACCGUAUGAAGCAGCUGACUCAGGAUGUGAAGUUAAUUAUUGAAGCUUGCAAGACUUCUGAACGCUUAGAAGUGAAGGAUGAAGUAUGGUUGAGAACGAAGCAUGAACCAAAAAAGUGGCCUCUCGAGGACGCAGCUGCUCGGGCACUUCAGGCUUUGAUAAUGCCACCUACAGUAACCCCAACCAUUCCUUCACCUUCUCCUUCACCUCUUACCACCACUGAUGCUUCUACAGUGCCAGCUGUAACUAUCCCCAUCACUGAAAAUGGGUCUGAACCUACAUAUACCCCAGAAAUGCCAGUGUGUGUUUCUCCAUCUGGUUCUCAUUCUGUUACUGCCAUGAAUCCAGAGGUUCCAGAGUUCACUCCUCACCAAGCAGAGCUGAACCCUGCUCAACCAGAGUUUGUUCCUUCUGAAUCGCAAGUUAGGAUAGACUGUAAUAUCACUGUUAGUCAGGAAGAAUCAGCUAAUAUAACUACAAAUAAAAUGACAUCAGAGCUGACAAGAGGACCCAGGAGAAUGGUGAGCACAGCAGAAAAAGUAGAGGAAGAAGAGUGGAAAGAGGUUAAAAAGAAAAGUCGUGUGCGAAGAGAUAGUGAAACUAAGGAUAAAGAUCAACGUCUUCAGAAAGGUGGUGUAGAAAAGGCAUGCCCCCAGGAAACUUUAGGAUUUGCGAAGGAUACUAGAGAAGAGUUGGACUUCCAGUUUGAUGAGGAAUUAGACAUUUUGCCAAAGGCUGGACGCCAGCAUGACUUCAGUGAAUGGUCAGAUGAUGAGAAUGACUAUGAGAUAAGUGACCAGGAUGUAAAUAAGCUGUUGAUUGUCACGCAGUCACCACCAUCAGCAGCUGGCACCGGAACAGGAACAUCGGUUUCAUCACGGCCCCCUAAGCAUGAAGGAUUUGACCGAACUGGUGAUUGGACAACGAGAACAAAAAUUACCCAAGAAUUAGCGAAAGUGAUCAAUGAUGGACUCUAUUACUAUGAACAGGGCUUAUGGGAAGAUAGUGAGUGGUUUCCCCAGUCAUCAGAACAGCACACAGCAGCUAUGCAGCAGGUGACAGUGAUAAGUCAAGAGGUGAUGGACACCUUGCGCCCCAACGUCCCACCUGUACCUGCUAACCAAGAGGUCCCUCCCCCACCCCCACCCCUUCAUCACCUUAAGGGUGCAGAAGAGCCUUUUGAAGAUAGGAUACCACCUACUCCCAAGACACCUAGAUCAAGAAAGGCAGCACGUUUCUUCCCUGUGGUGAAAGAGAAAUCCAUUGUUGAUCAGAGAACUCCAAGAAAGAAGAAGACAAGACAUUCGCACAAUCCCCCAGUAGAGAGUCAUGUUGGUUGGGUGAUGGACUCUAAAGAACACAGACCUCGCACAAGUUCGAUAAGUGACCUAAAUGCCAGCCCCAGUGAAAACCAGCUCUCAAGUAGUUUUGGAUCUGUUGGCUCUCUACCAGGUUCAUUGCCAACCUUCCAGCAUCCCUCCCAUUCUCUUCUUAAAGAGAAUGGUUUCACGCAGCAGGUGUACCACAAGUAUCGUGCUAGAUGUUUGAAAGAGCGUAAAAGGUUGGGUAUAGGACAAAGUCCAGAAAUGAAUACAUUGUACCGGUUUUGGUCAUUCUUCUUGCGGGAGCACUUCAACCGCAAGAUGUAUGAAGAAUUUAGAAGAUUGGCUAAUGAAGAUGCAAAGUUUGGUUACAGAUAUGGAUUGGAAUGUCUCUUUAGAUUCUUCAGUUAUGGCUUAGAGAAACAUUUCCGGGAGGAGAUCUAUGCAGACUUCCAAGAAGAAACUUUACGAGACUCUGACUUAGGUCAGCUUUAUGGUCUUGAGAAAUUCUGGGCAUUCCUCAAAUACUACAAAAACAGUUCAAAUCUUGCAAUACAAGACAGACUCAAGGAACGCCUUUCCAAGUACAAGAGCAUUGAAGAUUUUAGAGUUGAGAUGCCUGAGGAGUAUGAUGCUGCCAAAGAAGCUAGAAAAGCCCGCACACGUACAAGGUCAGAAAAUGAGGGUUUGGUAGUUCAGGAUGCAUACCAGAGGUACGGUUAUAACUCGGGAGGAAUCAGGGGUCGCCAGAGAAGAGCAUCUGAAGGAGACAGGGGACCUCAUGAAGCUGCAGGUGAAAUACAUCCUUAUAGAGCAAGAAAUAGGUCGGGAGGAAACACAGUUUCAAGGGUUAGUGGCUCAAGAAGUAGGCAUAACAGUGGACAGAUGCACUGGCAGAAAACUGAAAGUGGAACCUAUAGAAAACCGAAAGCAACACAGUACAAGUCUAACAUGGCUGGAUCAAAGAAUACCCAAGAUAAACCAGAGGGUAUGGUAAACAAGACACAGUCAAGCAAAACCAAUGCAGUAGUUUCAAAUAAAGUGGUCUCAGCACAAGUGCAGUGUAAGCCAUCAGACAAAAGGAACCCAGCUCAAACCAAAGAAAAGUCAGAAAACACAAGCAAAACAGAAACUGCCAAAACAUCUACUCAAAGUAGUAAAGCUAAUUUAGUUUCAGUAUCUGAGAGUAUAGGUAAAGGAAAUUCUGACUCCGUUAAACAAACAGUUCCCACUCUCAUAAAGACUAUGCCAAAAACAGCCCCAGUUCCUGUCCCCCAGUCACCUUCUACAUCAAGUAGGUAAGAUUGAGAGUGUGUGGAUGACAGCAUUGUUUUUUAUUGGUGAAACCUUGCGCUUACAUUGAUAAAAACAAAAGGCUGUACUAAAAUAAGCUGGACUCUUCUGAGCUUGUUCAUCAGUGACAAAACAGUGAGAUAGUAUUUAAACUAUAUUAGAGUAGUUAAGUUUUGAAACUGCUGGAGUAAAGUGGGUAUGUGUUAAUGUGUGUAUUUUUAUAUGCUCUAUAUAUAUAGAUUAUAUAUAUGCAAGCAUAUAAAUACAUGUAUUAUGUAAAGUUGAUGUGUUCAGUUGGUGUGGUGGAUAUAAACUGAGACUUUAUAAAUACUAACUAUAUUAUGACUGUUAAAAAGGUUUUAUGGUUUUUAACUUGAAACCAGAAUUCUUGAAGGAAGGAGCUCAAUGACAGGGUCAUUGAAGCAAUCCUUAUUAUUCCAGUAUAUUAUUGGUCUGCUGUUUUACUGAGUUCAGUUGGCUGUAAAACAGUACACAGCAGAAACAUUAUUUAAAAGUGUCAUGAGAAGUUAUUUCUUAAUGUAAAUAUUGGAUUGUUAAUAUUAAAUGCAUAAAGCUGUUCCAGAUAGAGAAAAAAAACUUUUCUUCUGAAAGAGGUAUUUGUAGUCAUAUAUAUUUAUAUAUGUGUCUAUACAAAUGGGUUUUGUAGAUGUAUAUACUGUUUACCACAGCUGUGUGUGUGCGCGCGUGCGUGCAGAUAUGUGAAAACGCCAGAUAUAUUUGCACCAUUGAUGAGAAUUUUCACCAAGUCAUGUAGACUGACUUCAAGGUGAUUGUGAUUAAUGUUUUUCUUAUCCUUUGGGGAUUGGAAUUGUGGAUAAAUUGUAAUGUUAGUACUAUAUCAACCUUUGAGUUUUGAUCAGUGAUUACCAUUGAAACUUUGCUGGCCUCCAGACUUCCCCAGCAGGUUUCAUUACAAUAUUGCACACGACAUUUCCUUUGUGAGAGUGGUAAAAAACAGAGUUGGCCUGUAGGCCAUGUUUGUAAUUGGACAAUAUGAGCCAAUGGCUGUUAAAAUGAGUUUGGUUCUGUAUGAGAAUUAAAUACAAUGUUUGUGAUUGAAGGAUUUGAGCCACUGACUGCAAAAGUGUUUGGCUAUGUAUGAAAAUAUAGUGGUGAAUGUAAUUGGUAGAUGAGCCACUGACAGUUAAGUGUUGAGCUAUGUAUGAGAAUGAAGUAUGAUGCUUUGUAAUUGGAAGAUGUAAGUCAAUAGCUGUUAGUGUUAGUCUCUGUAUUAGAAUAAAGUACAAGAGUGCAUUAUGGAGCAUAACUGAAAUUGAUGUUAUUGCUGGUAUGCUGGAUAAAAAAAUGGAGAAAAAAAAGAAAAAAAAAGUUGGUUAAUAAACUCUCAAAUGAUUGUGUAGCAGCUUAGUUUAUUUCUAUGGUGAGGCAGUUGCUUAAAAGACCACUCUCCCAAAUCAGGAUAUGAAGGCAACUUUAAAACAGUAAUACAUGUUUUUACACUGAUGGUCAAUUAACCAUCCAAGACAGUUGAACAGUAACUGACUGAUAGGCUUGAAUUGGUUUAUUUAGUAAGGGUCAUAGUUUCUGCUGGGGAUGUUAGGUAUAUUUGGACUUGGUCAGUGGUUUGUGCCUUAUUUAGUACCUCAGCAAAGCUCAAUUUUUUUCCCUGUAUUUGGAUGUUAACAAGUUUGAAUCGUAAGGCUUAUUGAAGUACUUUCUGAGGAACACAAUUCCUGAUCCAGUCUUCGAUAUUGGGAUCUUAGGUGUGUGCAUGUUCUAUGAUUCAGUUGAAGUUUUAACAAAAAUAUUUACUAUCAGUAUAUUUAUUAUUGAGAAUAUAAUGCUGUAGGUGCUUCUUUCAUGAGAAAAUCUCUUACACUAAUGAGAUUGAAAAGUAUGGAGUGUUCCAUAAUGUGAGAGGUUGAUUACUUCCUAGGUUUAUUUUUCUAAUGUUUGUAGAUGUUAUACACUAAGCAUAUUUGGCAGAUUCUCUAAAUAGGUUUCCUUUGCUUCUAUUUUUUCUGCAGUAAUGUCAUAGUACAGUAUAUAUCUAGCUUUUCAUCCUAUCACUGUUAAUUUGGAGAAGUGGUGUAAAGUUAUGUGGAAGCAUUCUGGAAUCUUAAUUUCUAGGCUUCCUUUUUGUAAAUAGCUGUUUGGAAUUGUCUUUAAUUAUAGUAGAAGCACAUGUUGCUACAGUAAUAUUUUUGUUUCUCCUUUAUAAUUUUUUGGCCAAUGGGAGGGGAGGGCGAGUAUACAUUAGUAGGGUGGGAGUGGGUUUAUGCGUGUGUUUCAUUGGUGUUGAAGGCUACACCAUUUUGAGGUUUGCAAAAGGGUCAAUGACAAUACAGGAGUGGAUAGUAAGGGAUGCGUUCGUUGUGCUGAGAUUUGUACUCUGGCCUGCUCUAAUAUUUUUGUUAUAAAUUGGUAUUGCUUUUUAUCAGCUGGCCUGGACAGGUAAGUGUAUAUACUAUGUCUUUGGUUCUUUUGGAGCAAAAUAAACCCUAAUUUUAUAGAUGCUUGGUUCUUGUGGAGCAAAAUAAAUCCUAAUUUUAUAGAUGCUAGUGUGGAAGUCUUUGUUUUUAUAUACACGAGUGAUAUCUUGAUUGCCAGAGAAAUUGAGGCCUUACGAACGCAACCAGGGUGUGCUUUACCUCAGAGGUACCACUUUGUACAUCCUCUUCUAAGCCUAGUUGAACUUUUAAAUAAGAUUUUUGUUGGAAUUAAUUUGUUAUAGCCAAUUACAGUGUUAAAUAUUAAUCAGAGUGGUUUUAUGUGAUUCCAUAGUUUUUGUUAAUGGUGUAGCUGAGCACUGCUUUUUGUUGUUCAAUUUUUUCUAUGGUUGCAUUUAAAGUUGUAUUAAUAAUAGAUCUUUGAUUGGCUUAAAAAAGAAAAGUACAAAAAGUUUUUAAUACAAUUCCCUUAAGAUGUGCAUAUAUGAAAGCCAAGUGUAUUAUUAUUAUUAUUAUUUUUUUUUUUUUUUUUGUUAUAAAAAUCCAUUGUGGUACAGUAUAGGGAUUUCACCAUUUGUCUUCUUGAUUCAGAUGCUCAUGUAUAGUAAGGUUUUAGGGUUAGAAUAUUGUUAUUACAUUUGGGUCAUUGUGUUUUUUCUCAUUUAAUUCAUAUCAAUUUUGAGUGUAGUAUAUUUUGCCACAGUCACUUACCUUACCCCAAUAGCUUAAUGCUGUAACCUAAGUGAAGUUAAGGUCAGAAAAAUCAAUAAAAAUAACAAACACCA